AUGUUGUUGUGGCGUCGUCGACAGUCAUUCAUUAUUAGAACUCGUGUGCUGGCGUGCUUGUUUGGACCUGAGGCUGGCGGUCAGAGAUCAUCGGCAUCGACUAGUAAUAGUACUGGCAGCCAAAUAAAACAUAAUAAACAUCAAUGUCAAAGGGAGACCACCAAACCAAGGUUGCCUAUCGGUCAUCAGACUAACAACAAAAGCGGUGGCGGUAAAAUGUUGCAGUCUUUCGAGGAAUAUGUGUUCCAAACACAUGACAAAAAAUUCAUUUCACCUGGCAGUAGCAUGGAUUUAGAUAAGAAAACAACAACAAGGCACUUAAUAACAACAAAUGGUGUGUGCGGUAAAACAAAUGAUGAUAGCAAUGGUAAACUAUUGUUGACUUUGAACGAUCAUCAUGGGGGCAGUAAAAAUGCUGCAGAAGAGACCACCACACAGCAGCAGCAGGAACAUCAUGAUGUUAAUUUGGAUUAUGAGGAAGCUGUCAAAGCUUUGAAUCUCCUGCAAUCGAAUGCCGAGGCAUUGCGCUCAUCAUUGCAUCAACGUCGUCGUUUAAAUUCUUUACAAGAAACGGAAAAAUAUCUGCUGCGUAGUGGUUUGACAUUGGACGAUUUGAAGGCCUUAUCGAUUAUACAUGUGGCGGGAACCAAGGGAAAGGGUUCAACCUGUGCCCUGGCCGAUUCCAUACUACGUCAUUAUGGUGUCAAAACUGGAUUUUAUAGUUCUCCACAUUUGGUAUCGCUGACGGAACGCAUACGCAUAAAUGGUCAACCCAUAUCGAAACAAAAAUUUAUCCACUAUUUUUGGCCGGUCUAUAAUCGCCUGAAGGCCCAGCAGGAAAAUGAAACGGAUAUGCCAGCCUAUUUUAAAUUCCUUACCAUUUUGUGUUUCCAUGUCUAUUUGGCCGAAAAGGUAGAUGUGGCCAUUUUGGAAGUGGGCAUUGGUGGGGAGUUGGAUUGUACAAAUAUUGUGCCGCAUAGCAAAACUGUGGGCAUCACUUCGCUGGGUUUGGAGCAUACAAAUUUAUUGGGUAAUACCCUUAAGGAAAUUGCCUGGCAAAAGGCUGGUAUUAUAAAGCCGAAUUGUCAGGUUUAUACCUCCGUACGACAGCCAGAAUGUUUGGAAGUUAUUAAGACAAGGGCAUCGGAGAAAAAUGCCACCUUGCAUAUUGUACCGGAAUUUGAAGAGUAUUUUGGAGAAGACCAUCAACAAUUGAAAAAUAGAUUUAAUAAUAUUACCCUGCUAAAUGGUUCCUUGGCUCUGCAAUUGGCCUAUGAUUGGUUAAGGCAAAAUCGUAAUGGUUUCUAUAAACAUUAUGCGGUAAAUAAGGCAAUUCUAAGUCCUGAGGCCUUGGAGGGUUUGGUGAAUUGUGUGUGGCCAGGCCGUUGUCAGGUGGUGGAGUUCUAUAAUUACAGCAUGCACUUGGAUGGUGCCCACACUGUGGAAAGUAUGCAAGUUUGUGGCAAUUGGUUUGCCCACACCACACGCAACAGCCGCAAACCGAAAAUUUUACUGUUCAACACCACCGGUGAACGUGAUUCGAAAAAUCUCCUCAGCAUUUUACACAACUACAGUCAUUUCGAUAUGUUAUGUUUUGUACCGAAUAUUGCAACGACGGCACAAAAUCAAGAUACCAAAUCGGUUUUACAUUCGCAUGUCGAACAAUUGAAACGGACACAAAUACACCUGAACAGUUGGCGGGAACUUUGCCAGGAAUCAGAAACCGAAAGGAAUGGUCAACAUCAAGCGAAAACAUAUACCACCGUAAUGUCAUGUUUUGAAGAUAUACGAACGAUUUAUGGCACACAAAAAUUGGAUAUUUUAGUUACCGGUUCCAUACAUUUAUUGGGUGCAGUUAUUUUAACCUUAAAUCAGUUAAGUGGGGAGUUGGGGGCAUUGGAGGGCAAACUUAAUUAG
Messenger RNA from Musca vetustissima, 1917 nucleotides. RefSeq names its product putative folylpolyglutamate synthase (gene Fpgs1). NCBI's taxonomy places the organism in Eukaryota, Metazoa, Arthropoda, Insecta, Diptera, Muscidae. The record is from RefSeq and is a predicted model, not a curated record. The transcript has 4 exons. Gene Ontology annotation, biological process: tetrahydrofolylpolyglutamate biosynthetic process. Gene Ontology annotation, cellular component: cytoplasm; cytosol; mitochondrion. Bases 1 to 1917 code for a protein of 638 amino acids. Gene Ontology annotation, molecular function: ATP binding; tetrahydrofolylpolyglutamate synthase activity.